CGGAAAUGUCACCACGGCUUUGUUUGCUUUGAUUUUCUGAGAGCUGAGCAUCAUCCCCCGUGUACCCAGGGCAGUUAAAUUCGUCUCCAAACUCCGCUUCCCCUUUCUGCCCAAGUUCUUGUCUCUCUCAAACGCUGCAUCACCUUCGCUGCUCGGUGCGCAGAGACAUCUUCCAAUACAGGCCCUCCCUCUUCUCCUUCAUCCUCCUCCCACCGUCUACCUUGCGUUGGAUAUCUGCCUCUGUCUCUGCCCGUCCUAUCUCAGAGUACCGGAGCCGAGUUCAAAGACAGACCAUGGCUGGUAACAAGCACCCAAGCAUCACGGAUAUGCGCCAGCUGGAGAUAGCUAUGUGUUGUAAUGGGGAUGGCAACCAGCACGUUGAUUGGUACCACUUCACGUCGAAUGAUGAAGCCUAUUUCGGAUCCUCUAAGAAGCGCCAGUGCGACAUUAUGCUCGAGGAGUUCGUCGACGGGCUCGAACGCAUCGACGACGACUCCAUUUACCCUGAGCUUCCCCAGAACGCCCAUAUUACCACUGCCCCCGACAAGCUGGAUGACGGCGCUGUCUACGUCAAGCGCUCAGGCCUGAGGCGAUACAAGGUCGACGAACCGGACGAUUGCGGCGCCAAGCAACAAAUGCUCAUGGAGGCCCUCAUCAUGGAGGAGAUCUCCAAGACACCGCAUCCCUACAUCGUUCGCUAUUACGGCUGCAAGGUCCACCGCGGCCGCAUCACGGGGAUUGCGCUGGAGAAACUGGGGCGUACGUUGGACAUGUGCGCCUACAAGAUGUCCGUCGGGGACGACGAUGAUAACGACGAGUCUAGAACCAAGUUCGAGGAUCUCGACAAGGAGGCUUUCCUGGCGGGCGUCGAGUCGGCCAUCAAGUUCCUGCACUCGCUGGGCCUGGCGCACAACGACAUCAGCCCUGCCAACAUCAUGCUCCGCGAGGCCGACGACGGCUCCUGCAUGCCCGUGCUGAUCGACUUUGACUCGUGCGCGCCGUUUGGCGAACGCCUCAUGACAUUCGGCACCGCCGGAUUCAGUGACGAGGACGACAAGGAGUGGGGAAUCUCGCACAAGAAGCACGAUGAGUUCGCCCUCCAACGCCUGCGCGAGUGGUGGGACAAAGAUCGCACCUUUGAAACGCACCCCGCCUUGUUCGCAGUCAACCAGAACAGGGAGGACUAGGAUGGGGGCAGGUUGUUGCUAUUGUUUCUCGUCCGCUUUAUCUUUCUUGUCUCGCGCUUUAGUUGUUCCCUACCUAGAUACCGAGAUCAACAUAGCAAUGUCUUUUCUUGUCUCUGCCCGGUUCCCGGUUCCCAUCCCCGACACAAGUCUGAACCUGCCCUCUGCUAGGAAGUCCAAGUAAAGCGUAUGAUCCGGUCUUUUGAUGCGGAGCGUUGGAUCCCUAGGGUUGAGGACCUCAGUGCAGUCAAGAGCGAACCAGUUACGUAGGUAGCUACUAAGGUGCCCUAUAGGCUACACCAGAACAAAGCAAGCCCCGUUCGUGACGUCAACUAGAUUCGACCGCUUUCUCUCCUCUCGAUCUUAAACACCACUACCACUACCACCACCAC
Chaetomium strumarium is the source of this 1576-nucleotide messenger RNA. RefSeq names its product kinase-like domain-containing protein. The transcript has a single exon. Gene Ontology annotation, molecular function: ATP binding; protein serine/threonine kinase activity. Lineage: Eukaryota; Fungi; Ascomycota; Sordariomycetes; Sordariales; Chaetomiaceae. Gene Ontology annotation, cellular component: nucleus. Gene Ontology annotation, biological process: mitotic DNA damage checkpoint signaling; protein phosphorylation. Bases 294 to 1187 code for a protein of 297 amino acids. The record is from RefSeq and is a predicted model, not a curated record.